AUGACCUCGACCUCGAUUCUGUCUGCGCUCGAUGCCUUGAGACCCCAUCCGGUCGACGCCCGCGUGUGCCUCCGCCACAGCGCGUUCGGCAUCCUCGCCGUUUUCCUGCUCGUCCACCUCUCGCCCAUGCCGGGCCCCUGGCGAGCUCUCGACGUCGUCUGGCUCAGCAGGAAACGCGCGGAGACGCGUCAGAGACAGAUUACCUACGAUGCAUACGGCAGGAUGAACCGUGCAUGGACAGAGCCGCCCGAGGCGCAGGUCGGGACGGGGGAGUGGUGCGUAUGUGCCGCAGAGCUGGCGCUUCUUGGACUGCUCCUCCUCAACGUGGUUCAGUCCAUCCUCGCGCUCAAGUAUCCACGAAAAGCCACCCGCCCGCUACCGAGCCCUGCUGCGAAAGGCAUUCAGUUCCUCAACCGACCGUCGUCCGCGUCUGCCGGUCCCUCCGGGCUAGCCCAAUCUACGAACAGCAAGCGGAAGCUGCUUUCUCCCAGCACGUCGCCACAGCCGCAACGCUCGUUUUCGUCGUCCUACGCCACGUCUCCGGGAUCUCCGAACCCGUUCCAGACUUCCACAUCAAGUACGACGCUCUCGCCUUGGAAGAGUCCGCUCAGCUCCUCCUUGAACGCGUCGCUGCUGUCGUCGACGGGCACGCCGAGUCCCAGCCCCGCUCCCUACCGCGGCGCGGGGAGCCUCAACGUGAGCGCGCUUGGGCGCAGACCGGGUAGCGUCGGUGGACGCGCGCUCGAGGGCUCGUUUCUGCACCGAUUACGCACAGCCGACGAUUCGGACGAUUCUGACGACGACGGCAACGAAUGAACGCGCGGUCCUCGGUAGAGCUAAGAGCACCUCCUCCCUAUGCGCGUUCGUGUGCUUGCGAUCCGUUACCCGUUUUUACAUAGCCAAUGUGCAUUCGAUGCUCUCGAUCGCAGAGAGGCAUUGACCGA
Messenger RNA from Punctularia strigosozonata HHB-11173 SS5, 944 nucleotides. RefSeq lists its product as uncharacterized. The transcript has 5 exons. Lineage: Eukaryota; Fungi; Basidiomycota; Agaricomycetes; Corticiales; Punctulariaceae. The record is from RefSeq and is a predicted model, not a curated record. Bases 1 to 816 code for a protein of 271 amino acids.